AUGUUUGCAGCUUCAUCAAAUUUGUUUGCAUCUGCUAACUCUGUCAUAAAGUUCAAUGGGCUUAAUUAUGGGGAAUGGUUCGAACAGAUCCGGUUUACACUGGGUGUUAUGGCAUUGGACUCUGCCAUAUUAACUGAUGAGGAGCCCUCAGCCAUUACAGAAGAUAGCUCUGAAUCUGAAAAGUCUCGAUAUGAGAGAUGGGAGCGAUCUAACAGGCUGAGUUUGAACCUCAUGAAGAUGACGAUGGUGGAAAGUAUUAAGCCAUCUAUGCCUAAGACAGAGAAAGCAAAGGAAUUCUUACAGAAAAUUAAGGAGUGUUCCCACUCGGAUUUGGCUGACAAGUCAAUUGUAGGAAGCUUAAUGAACGAGCUUACUACAAGAAAGUUUGACUGGUCUCAGCCAAUCCAUGAUCAUGUGACGCACAUGUCUAACUUGGCAGCAAAGUUAACGACCUUGGGAAUGGAGGUUCAUGAACAGUUCUUGGUCCAAUUCAUCAUGAACUCUCUACCUUUUGAGUUUAGCCAGUUUCAAGUGAAUUACAACACCAUUAAGGAUAAGUGGAACUUUAAGGAAUUAAAGGCUAUGCUGGUUCAAGAGGAAGGGAGAUUAAAGAAGAUGAAUGAUCUAGUUGCAAACCUCGUAGGUCAUGGAAGUGCCAGCAGCAAUAAAGGAAAACCAAGUAGAAAGGACAAAGGAAAGGCUUUCAUGAAAUGA
Molecule: messenger RNA, 714 nt
Organism: Eutrema salsugineum
Lineage: Eukaryota; Viridiplantae; Streptophyta; Magnoliopsida; Brassicales; Brassicaceae
Exons: 1
Coding region: 1-714 (237 amino acids)
Source: RefSeq, a predicted model, not a curated record